AUGCUUGUCAAUGUAAAUGGCGGUCAGUCGGCAAAGAACAUCAAAUCAUGUGCUCAUACGGUCCAGCUCGCGCUGUGCUCAUACGUACUGUUGCAACACAGCCCUGCCAUGGCGACUGAAUAUAAUAUGUGGCGUCUGGAAUUUGUUUACCUCCAAAGAAUCAGACCAAUUCUGACAGGACUGUACAGUAUUCAACGGCCGAAAUGCACGCAGCAGUGUGCAACGGCUAGGAAUUCAUGGCAUGGUGGGGUCCCUGCUCGCACGCGCGCACAGGAUAGAUGA
Molecule: messenger RNA, 282 nt
Organism: Triticum turgidum subsp. durum (durum wheat)
Lineage: Eukaryota; Viridiplantae; Streptophyta; Magnoliopsida; Poales; Poaceae
Source: the annotation of a GenBank genome assembly